Messenger RNA from Chlorocebus sabaeus (green monkey), 9886 nucleotides. Lineage: Eukaryota; Metazoa; Chordata; Mammalia; Primates; Cercopithecidae. The record is from RefSeq and is a predicted model, not a curated record.
AUGUAUAGAAACUGAAAAGUUUAGAUAUUUAUAAGGCCCAGAAGAAACUUACAUCCUCUGGAGGGGAAAUACUACGUAUAUUUUAUUGUUUUCAUUGAAUACUAUUUAUAUUUAAUUAGCCCUUGUUCUUAUGAAAUGAUUUCCUAAUUACCAGCAAGAAGGAAACUGGUCACUUACUGCUGCACCCCUACAUGCCUUCCUUGGAAACUGCAGUGCUGACUUUCUGUGUAUCACCUGGUUGUGACUCCAGAAGUGGGCUCAGGAAACCCCUGUUGACUUUCACGCAGGGAAAAAAUCCUUCCAAACGCUCUGGUGGGGGGUGGGAGAGUUUCAGUAAAUUUCACAGUAACAAGGAUGAACGCUCCUCAGGGAGCCUCUUAGUGAAAUUCUGAUUCUAGAGCCAACCACACAAUGGUGGUGGGAGGAAUCCCUUUGGAAAUCCCUGACUUCCCAUCCGAAAAAAUCUGACCCUAACAGUCACCGCAGUUGCUGACGCCUCAGAGGACUGCUAAACCCAAAGGCCCACUCCUCUCCAUCUAUUUUAAGGUAAACAUUUCAGUAAUGGGUCAUUCUGGGAAAAAAAACCAAAAACCAAAAAUCUCUUAAUGUUGAGUUUCUUUUAACAUCAUUUGAGACAGAAAAGGGCCUCCAUUCUGCAGGGAGACCCCCGGGAGGGCAGGCACCUUUAGUGCUGUGAGACCGUCUCCCAGAAACGCUGCCCAGAGCCUCCUAGAGGGGGCAGCGGAGGGCUCCCGAGCCCCUGAUGCAGCCUUGCUGCUCCUCGACAGCGUAGCUGAAGAUCUUGGUGUCAGAAACAACAUCGCUGAUGGUGGUGGACAGGGACCUGCUGGCCCGCUUUGGGCUGUAUGGCAGGUGAUCUCAGUGGAGUGGUGUCUAAGAGGCCUCGUGAUUCCUCCCGGUGAGAGUGCGAGGCUGUACCAUGCUGAGACCAUCCCCGGCUCUGCCAACUUGCUCUGUCUGUAAUGUGAGCAGGGAGACGGCGGAGACGACAGAAUAGGAUAGGGCCACAGAAUACGAGAGGGCCUCCACUUCUUGCUGGAAGGGGCCCCUCAGAAGGACACAAUUUAAUAACGUGUGUGUGUUGGAAAAGUAACAUAAAGACCACUUGAAUCAUGACUUUUGAGAUGACUGAGUUUUAUUCUUUCUGGGGCCAGCUGGAAUAAGAACCAGUUCUACCCCAGGUGCGAGUUGAACAUCCCAAAUUUGAAACUGAAAAUGCUCCAAAAUCUGAAACAUUUUGAGUGCUGACAUAAUGCUCAUUGGAUCCUUUCAGAUUUGGGGUUUGGGGAGUUGAAAUGUAAGUAUAAAUGCAAGUAUUCCAAAAUUCAAAAAACGGGAAGUCCUGAAGAGCUCAAGCAUUUGGGAGGAGGGCUACUCAGCCUCUAGCCAGACAGCUUCCUUGUUGGCACAGCAGAGAUGGGUCCCUUGCUGCUGGGGGCGCUGCUGGCUGCUUUCCAGUGUAUCUAUUUCAUCAUGGAGAUGUCUCUCUUGCUUAACUGAGGUUAUAACAAAAUGUAUACUUAUCAAACAGUCUUUCAGGCCUUGAACUGAUUUCAUAGGACUUUUCAGCGCAGAGGUCCAAAUUUAAGGUUUUAAAAUGCAUUUUACUGAUUGCAUGACUUCCCUUCAGUCUGUGAUGAUUAAUUACAUAAAGAUGACUUUCAGGAUGGAGGCUCCUGUACACCGCAGGACGGUCCAGCCAGAGAAAGAACUAGGGAGCUCUGAGACCCCUUUCUAGGCCAAGAAGAAAGUUUACUCCAUUGGAUUUCUAGGGGCUCUGUCUUCUGUAUCUUACAGAAGCAGUGUUAAACGAAUAAGCCAACUGAGACAGCCAGUUCUCAGAUUUUAUUUCAGACGUGAGGUUCGUGUGUAUUUCUAAUCCGAUAGAGAAGUUUGUCUUAGAUUUGCUCUCCCUCUCCUUUGUAUGACUCAGCUGGCCGGAAAGACUACAGUCUUCAGGGUCGGUGCCCUUCACUGAUGCAGCUUCACAGCUUUUCCAGUUUGAGUCACCCUUACAUUGUGGUCCUUUCCCUGGCCCUGGACUGGGCACCACUGGACAGCAGGAUGGGGGCCUGGGGUGAGCACCUGUCAGUGUGGGCAUGGCUGGGUGAACACACGGGACCCUUGUGUCCUGCCCAGCCAUUGUCUAUGACCUAUCCUGGGGAUCAGAGCUUCAGGAUACUAAAAAACCUUCUUAAUAUUACAUUCCCCAGGCAUCUUAUGACAAUUCUGUGCACAUAGGGAGUGUGCCAACAUUUUAUUGUGAAAGAUAUCUGGCAGACAGAUGGAGGGAGAGAAAGAGACGGGGAGAGUUAAACGUCUGGAGUUUCCAGCUUGACACUUUUAUUUCUGAGAAUACUGGGAAAGCCUUUUCAGGGACAGAGUGACAGGAAGAGCAGGGCAUUUACAGUAAGCAGGUAACGCUAUUGCGUAUAAUAAGUAGAACAUCAGAAGAUGCUGGGGAUUAAGUAUCAUUUUAGCAAUCUCACUUGAGAGCUGAACAUGCAUUCUGUAUAAAGAUAAGCCUGGUCAUGUUUUGGAUGGUUUUGUUGUCUACAUUUUUUUCUUUAGAAAGCCAGAAUGAAGUUGCCUUAUGUGGACUCCAAGACCUCUAAGUUUCUUCCCAGUAUGUUAGGGAGUGCCCGUGAAGCGUUUGCCAAUUUAGGCAGGAUAUUUGAUUGUAUUCUAUAAUGCAUCUGCCGGCACUCACAUCUGCCUUCCACAUACUUCAUUCAGUCUUUCCGCUUUGAUUUUCCUUUUGCUGCAUUUAGGCUGUUUGGAUAAUUGCUUCUCUGAGGUUUUUCAGGGUUGUAAUUCUAAGAGUUUAAACAGAUUUAGGAGUUGGCGCCAUUUGGGGUCCUGAAUUCAUGCUGUUGGCUGAAGCUGAUUCCAGAGAAGCAUCCUAACGCCUUUCUACAAAUAGUUGUAACCGAAUUUGAAAUAAUUAACUGGGAAACACUGAAAGAAAACUUGUGAUCUGUUAAUAAAUUAAUAAAACCACACAGUCCAGUCAUGCUUUCUCACUAAAAGGAGUUCUUGAUGCUACUUACACUUUUUAUGUUGAAAACAGGAAAUUGUUGAUACUCGACUGCUUUUGACCUACAGAACUAGUAACUUCAUAUGGUUCAGCCGAUGCGUGUCAGGCCUUAAUGUUUGGUGGUCCCUAUUGCUUGAACUGGGCUCUCCUGAGUCCUCAAAAUCAGGAAAGGAAUAUCGAGAGGGAACAAGAGAAUGGUGAGAGGACGCGGAAACACCUGAUAUCCCAGCAAAGGAAGCUGCAGAGGAAGGGUCCUGCCCCGUGAGCAAGGACGGCCUCCAGGAGCACAGCGGCUUCUCCUGACACCCCCCGGCAGUGAAUUACAGAUGACCCCGUAUAUGGGGAGGUGCGGACACCGACACACUGGGAGAGCUCCUGAGACCAGCGCGCAGGACCAGUGUCCUCCCCGUGACCUUGCAGUUGUGUAGCCACAAGUGGGAGCCACAAAGAAGGAGAGCCCACAGGGGGACUCUUUUCAAGACAUGGGGUUAAAUCGGGGCUCUGAAGUUGGGGCCACAGCCGAUCUCAGCUUUCUGCGUCCUGGGGGUGCGGUGAUAUGAUGGAAUGUGGAGUGAGUGGGUGAGCACGGACUCCUGAAAGGGCGCACCAGAUACCUGGUUAUCCGCUACUGCAGAGAGACACCUGGUCAGCCGGCGUUGCAGAGAGGGGCAGCUAGUCACUCAGACUGCAGAGAGAGACACCUGGUCAGGCAGGCUGCAGAGAGACACACCUUGUCACCCAGGCUGCAGAAACCGCCACAGUCAACUGCAGCUCCAGUCAGUGCUGUAUGUUGGCUGAUGUGGUCUUGCACCGGCUGGAGAUCCAUUCACCAAGACUUUCUGGGAAGAUUUAAAGUGACUGGGGUUCAGAAGUUCAGCAAGAGUUGGACACACCCCUCCUCACUGGAGAGGAGAGGGGAAAGGCGGGGGAUGGGGAUCAGCGUGUGAGAUUCCCCCCCCCCUCACACACACACACACACACACACACACACACAGCAAAAAAGCGUGGACACACAGAAGUGAAAUCUGAUCGCGUGCCAGGAAAAGCUGUGAGGCUGGAAACCCCGGAGUAACGCUCGACCUUGGCCAGACCUGCAGGCUGUGGAGCCGGGGGAGUGCGGGCGCAGCACAGCCGGGCCAUGGAGCACGCGGUGGCCCCCUGCGUCCUCUACCCAGGGACGGAGCCCGGGGCUGCGGGGGAGGGCGAGAGCGAGGGCGCCGCGUCCCCGGCGCAGACACCCUGCAGUCUCGGCGCGUCCCUGUGCUUCAGCUCCGGGGAGGAGUCCCCGCCGCAGUCCCUCGCUUCAGCGGCGGAAGGCUCGGCCACCUCCCCGCCCUCCAGCGGUGGCCCGCGGGUGGUGGAGCGGCAGUGGGAGGCCGGCAGCGCGGGCGCCGCGUCCCCGGAGGAGCUCGCGUCCCCCGAGGAGCGCGCGUGCCCGGAAGAGCCCGCGGCGGCGUCCCCCGAGCCGCGCGUUUGGCUUGAGGACCCCGCGUCCCCCGAGGAGCCCGGAGAGCCCGCGCCCGUGCCCCCGGGGUUCGGGGCGGUGUACGGGGAGCCGGACCUGGUGCUGGAGGUGUCCGGGCGCCGGCUGCGCGCGCACAAGGCGGUGCUGGCGGCGCGCAGCGACUACUUCCGCGCGCGCGCGUCGCGGGACGUGCUGCGGGUGCAGGGGGUGAGCCUGGCGGCGCUGCGGCUGCUCCUGGCCGACGCCUACAGCGGGCGCAUGGCGGGCGUGCGGCCCGACAACGUGGCCGAGGUGGUGGCCGGCGCGCGCCGCCUGCAGCUGCCCGGCGCCGCGCAGCGCGCCACCGACGCCGUGGGGCCGCAGCUGAGCCUGGCCAACUGCUACGAGGUCCUGAGCGCGGCCAAGCGGCAGCGGCUGAACGAGCUGCGCGACGCCGCCUACUGCUUCAUGAGUGACCACUACCUGGAGGUGCUGCGCGAGCCCGCCGUGUUCGGCCGCCUGUCGGGCGCCGAGCGGGAUCUGCUGCUGCGCCGCCGCCUGCGCGCCGGCCGCGCCCACCUCUUGGCCGCGGCGCUGGGGCCGGCGGGGGAGCGCGCGGGCAGCCGGCCGCAGAGCCCCUCGGGGGACGCGGACGCGCGCGGGGACGCGGCCGUCUACUGCUUCCACGAGGCGGCCGGAGAGUGGCGCGAGCUGACGCGGCUGCCCGAGGGCGCGCCGGCGCGGGGCUGCGGCCUGUGUGUCCUCUACAACUACCUCUUCGUGGCGGGCGGCGUGGCACCCGCGGGCCCCGACGGCCGCGCGCGCCCGUCAGACCAGGUCUUCUGCUACAACCCGGCCACAGACACCUGGAGCGCCGUGAGGCCCCUGCGCCAGGCGCGCUCGCAGCUGCGGCUGCUGGCCCUGGACGGCCACCUCUACGCCGUGGGCGGCGAGUGCCUGCUCAGCGUGGAGCGCUACGACCCGCGCGCUGACCGCUGGGCCCCCGUCGCGCCGCUGCCCCGGGGCGCCUUCGCCGUGGCGCACGAGGCCACCACCUGCCACGGCGAGAUCUACGUGUCCGGGGGCUCGCUCUUCUACCGCCUGCUCAAGUACGACCCGCGGCGCGACGAGUGGCAGGAGUGCCCGUGCAGCAGCAGCCGCGAGCGCUCGGCCGACAUGGUGGCUCUCGACGGCUUCAUCUACCGCUUCGACCUGAGCAGCAGCCGCGGCGAGGCGCAGGCGGCGGGGCCGGGCGGAGUCAGCGUGUCCCGAUACCACUGCCUGGCCAAGCAGUGGAGCCCGUGCGCUGCGCCCCUGCGUCCCCCCGGAGCCCCCACGGGCCUGCAGCCUUUCCGCUGCGCCGCCCUGGACGGCGCCAUCUACUGCGUGAGCCGCGCGGGCACCUGGCGCUUCCAGCCCGCCCGGGACGGCGAGGCCGGCGGCGACGCAGGCCAGGGCGGCGGCUUCGAGGCGCUGGGCGCCCCCUUGGACGUCCGGGGCGUGCUCAUCCCGUUCGCUCUCAGCCUACCCGAGAGGUCGCCCCGAGGGGAGCAGGGAGCCGCGUAGGCCGGCGGGGUCGGCGGGCGUCUCCCUCGCAGGGGGCUGCGGGGCCCGGGUCCCAUCGAGCCCACGGAGGAGGACGCGGGGAGUCGGGGCAGCUAGCAGUGCUGGUGGUGUGGAUGCUUCGAAGGAGCCUCGAGGACGCUCUCAGGGCCGCUUCCGCUUUGCUUUCCUUUUGCUUCUCUUUGCUUCUAGGGGUCGAUGCCUUGAGACCCAGGUGGUGUGCGGAUGGGUCCCUUGACAGACUGGACACGGGACACAGAGAAGGCUGUGGGAUCCAAAGGGUCAUCCUCAGGGCACAGUGCGGGGUCCUGAGGCAGCCUGCAGCCGGCCCCGGGGUGUCCCGAACCCCGCAGAGCACCAAGGCUGUGCGCAGAAGCCUGGGACGCAGAAGUAGGUCGCCGCGAACUAUCAAGGGAAGCACGCAGAGAGGGUCACACUUUUUAUUUUUGACUUGAGAUUUAAAAUUAUAACUGAUAAGUAAAGCUCUUUCUAAUUUAGUUGAAAAUUUCAUACCAUGUGCUUGCUUUGGUUGGCUCAACUCCAAAAAGAGUAAUUUAAUAAGCAUUAAAGGUAAAAUCUUUGAUUACCAGUAAGGUUUCUUGUCCAAUAUGCAUUGGAAGUAUUUCUUUCCCCACACCAUUGCUACUCAAAUUCACAUGUCUAGAGCAGCUCCGGCGCACUGUUGGACCGACGGGGCUUUCAUAUUUUCAGUUUAAGGGAUGUUAACUGAUGUAGCGAUGAUUUACCAUUAUUUAAAUUUUAAGUCUUUAGUGGCGAAAUGUUACCAAACAGCACAUCAUAAGUAAGAAAAACUUACCGGGGUGCUUGUCUAAAGAGCAAUCUUUGAUAGCCCACUCCGUAUCCCCGGCCGCUUUCAUAUUCUGGAACAGGAUAAAAUAUUAUUCCUAAAAAACGGGGAAAAUCAUUUUGUUUUGACAGUUCUAUCAAAAAAAAGUGUAGGCACAUUUUGAACUCACUGUUUAUGAUGUUUUAAAUAUGGAUCGUGUAGUUCUGAUGAGGGAGAUUAAUUUUUACAAUCAUUAUUCUAAGAAAGUGUGGCCGAGUGACAGUGGGCACAGUAAGGUUUAUAACAAGGAAAUGACAUGCUUAUCACCAUAGAUUAGCAAGUAAACUGCAUGUACUUAAUUGUAUUGAAUUAAAUUCCAAAAUAACCCUGAUAGAAUUAACAUGAGGCUCACUGCAUUGACAGGGUAUGAGGAUUAAAAACAAAUCAUUUGGGUCGUUUCUCAUUUGUUUUAACAUUUUACUUUUCAAGUGUGUACACAGAGGACUUACGAGUUUGAGGAUGAGAUUCAUGCUCACAAAUAGAGGCAAACAUUUGAACUCCGAAUCCAACCCGUUCUCUUACUGUAAGAGGAAAAGUAAAUGAGUUACUGGAAUGUAACUAGUUGAAAUCAUGCUUACUUUAAUAUUAUUUGUUUGUUAAUCCAGUGAUGGGAACUGCCAUCUCUGUAGAAAUCAGUGGGUAAUUGAAAAAAUAGGUUAUGCUUUUUAAAGAGUCUGUCGUUAUGAGAAGUCUCAGUUAAGUGUGUUUAGAAGUGAUCAGCUUGAACCUUACGCAUGACUCGGGGACUGGAAUUUAUGAUCUGGGUUAGAGUAUGUUCUGGGGAUGUGUCUGCUUGCCCAUGGUUACUCAUGAACUGAGGGGAUAGCUUGGCAACUUGGUUAAUCAUCUUGGGAAAGAAAAACAGACUUCAUAUCGCCUGACUUGAUUCACCUUUUAUAGGAGUAUACUGGAGAAAUGGUUGUAGAAACAGUAUUUACAGCAAAAGGAAACAAAUAAUGUUCAUUUUCAGCAACGUACCAUUCGCACUGUCCGGCCUUUUCCUCUAGAAUUUUAUUAUUAAUGGUAGAAAUUUUUAUAUGAGAGGGGACCAGGACCAGGCUAAUAUUUUCAGUCCUUAAAUAUCAAACUCAUAUGCUAUUAUCCUGUGAUUUUACUUGUGAAAUCAUUCCUGUAAUGUUUAUUGUUUGAAAAUGCAAUGUGGAAAUUGGGCUUCCAGAGUAACACUGUCCCGGCAAGAGGAUAUGAGAAGUGGCGGCUGCAGUCACGUGCAGUUCCUGUGGCUUUCCAGCAUUUCAUUUAGUGAAGGAAUGCCCACACUAGACGUAGCACAGCCUCCUGUGGGGCCCCGGCAGCAAAGCCCCAGGUACUCCCUGUCACCUCACAACAAAAUGCACGAAGAAACCUAAAGAAUAAGAGAAAGGAAUUAAUACCAAUCAUUAAAGGAUGUCCAGCCAACCUAUUGUGGAAAUAUAUAGAAUAGUGUACACCACGUUUCUAAAUAGUGAUAUCACAUAGAAACACAUACUAGAGGACCUGCCACGCCAUGAGCCACGUUUUUGCUUUUGGGGGGCCAGUCCCUGGGGUGUGGAGCUGCUAGGGUUUGCACCCAUGAAACAAAGAGAAAAGCCCCACCCUCCAAGGCUUUGAUUCUGGGACUGCUGCGGGGAGGGCAGAGGCAUCGCUGAGACUGCCUGGCGCCGGCUGAUGCCCCAGGUAGGAUCUUUUCGAAUUCAAAGUGAUGGUCUAAGUGUGCGUCCAACACUGUGUAGGAAAACGGUUGGUGCAAAAAUAUUCCUGGUCAUCCACCCGUUAAAAGAGUUAGAUGAGGCUAGUGCCUUGAUAACAGCUAUCCACACUUCUCAUGAAAUUAACCCAUAUACUGGGGCGUUUCCAAAUGUCUGAAAAGGCAGUGGUGUCCUUUGGGGAAAAUGUUAUGCACGGAAGCCUGACCUUUUGCUUAGUUGACAGCAAUCCCUUCUCUAUUGCCAAUCAAGGUUUAUUUGGGAUGCAGAGGAAUGAGCUUGAACCUUCCUCCUUUUCCUUCCGGUUUUAUUCUUCAUCUUGGGAACAACCCUCCACUCUGCACUGCUUCCUGCAGCUUUGUAGAGCUGGAUUUGGAACUUCAGGAUUUGGUUUCUGAGUCUGUGGAGGCACCGACUUCUCCUGUAAGAAAAUGAAUGCUGUGGAAAUCCUUUGGCUACUUAACUAAAACUCGUGACUGUAUCAGUUUGGCUACAAAUAAGAAGUUAAUCAUCUGCUCUGUUUCUGCUAAUUUCUGGUGUCACUUCAGUAAUUCUGGUAACAGCCAUUGAAUCUGUCGGUCACUUCCUGUAAACGAUUUGAAAAUAGGAUGUUUGCAGCGUUCUUUUGUCUUCCUGAAGUCAAGAUAGAUUCAAGACAUAAUCUCUUGUAAGAUCUUAGUAGAGCAAAUGUAAGCAAAAGUGCAUUUUUGUGUUCUUGUUAAUUUUAGAUGCUUUCCUAGCUUACAAAAAGUUUUAUUUUUGGGUUAAAAAUCAAUCAACUUUCUGAUUUUUCCCCUUCUGCAAUGUUAUUAUUCAUAACAAGAUAACACGAGCUGAAAAUGGAAAUCUGCAGUUGUUUCAGUUGCCUUGAAUUUCUUUCAGUGGCCACAUCAUUUCCACGUUUUCCACAUCCAGGAGGAAGUCUGGGCUGUGCAGCCUUCAGGCACCCGGCACAGACACUGUGUUGGCAGGUGCUUCAGACACGCCAAGUGAAUGGAUUUGGAUGGAACGCACAUAAAACAGGAGACGGGUUCUCAUGUGAGAUCAAAGCUCCUCCAAAGCCUAUUCAAGCUCUAAGCGAUUCUCAAAUGUUACCAUUUAUUAAAGGUACACUACACCUGUUGAAGGCCAAGUUCAGGCCAGCUGUUGUGAUCUGUGUAAUGUAUUUAUUAAUGCUUGAGUUUUAAAAUCCUGGGCAUAAAUAGUGCAGAGCCUUGUAUGUCUGUCAGUUCAUGCCGAGAUGAAAUAAAUCAUGCAGAAAGUGCCAGUGC